GAUACGCGUAGAGAAAAGGAGAAGCAGCGCCUAUCUUUUCUCACUCUCCUUCCCGUCAUCCCCUGCGAGCGGCGCGGCCUGGCCGGGUUGCCAUGGAGCGCACAGCGGUGCUGCGCGUCAAGAGGAAGCGCGGCCUGGCUGUGCCGGCCGAAGCGUUGGUGUUGGCCUGUAAGCGGCUCCGGACGGAGGAAGGCGCUGCCACACCGGGCGGGGAUGAAGUGGAGAAGAAUCUUUUCAAGCUGGUGGCCACCGUAGCCUCGGAGGAUGAGCCUGUUGAGAAGUAUGUAAAAGAAGCCAUUACCAAAAACAAAUCAGCUCAACUCUUGCGACCUUCGCUAGGAAGUGCCCAGAGAGUUAUUCAGGACCUUCGUUCUUCCAAGUAUGCCAGCAGACAGGAAAGCCGCUACCGUCUAAUCGCCAGCCACCGACCAAAUUUCUCUGAUGGAGAAAGUGAAGUACUUCCUGCGAAUGGGGAGGAGUUGAAUAAAAGCAACCAUUUGGUCUCUGGAGCAAAAAAGGACACUACACAUGAAGAAACCCAUAGUAUUGCAGACUCCUGUGGAAAAUUUCAGUUGUUUGAUAUUGAACAAGAAGAGGAUGUAGAAAAGGAUACUGGUAUGUCAGCUGCACACUUACAGAAACCGGGUUCAGAUGCCAUUCUCUGUAAUGCUGUUGAAAUGAUUCGUGAGAGUUUAACCAUAACGGACAGUAAAGAAGCAGAGCAUAAUUUAAAGGAGGAAUAUGUUUAUGACAUCUACUGCAUGGAAACAGCAUCUCCAUGCUGGAUUGAGAACAUACUGUCUGUUCAGCCCUACACCCAGGAUUGUGAACUGGUGGAUGAAAAUCACAUUGCCGAAGAAAUAUAUGAUGAUGAGGAUGAUGAGAACAAUGAGAACAAUUGGCGAAAUGACUACCCAGAUGAAGAUGAGUUCCUCCCUGGGGAAGAUGAAGAAUCAGAGCAUGGAAGCAUCAGUGAUGAAGAUAAUGGAUAUAUCAGGAGAACAUGGGAAAAAUAUCAGUCUGAUGUCUUGUUGGAAUUCGAGUAUGAUGGGUUGCAGGAGCUGGAUUCCGAGUAGAACACUGGAAACUUAGUGUUCAGAAGAGAUUACUUUAAUUAUGUGUGAAUUUGGAAGUUCAUGACAUAUGUCGUGCCACUUAUGUACAGUGGAUGCUGCAGUGCUUAUGGAAGCCUGAGUGUCACUGGUUGUUCAAGGGUAAACAAGAGACUUUAAAUUAUGUAUCUAAAAUUGAGUAAUCUAAUCCUUAUUCUUGCAGCUGUUGUCUCCAUAAUAUGGUGCACUAUGUGGGUAGGGCAUCUCUGAACUUGAUGGAUAUCAGUUUUUACUAUGUUGGAAUCUUUGAAGGCUACUUCUGAAGUUAAACAAGAAGAAAUUCCUUUCUAUAAGAAAUGUUUUAGUUUUUCAGGUAAAACUAAAACUGGAAAUGCGGAAAAAAUAGAAUUAGGAGAUGGCAGAUAUGUAUUCUGAACAACUCUUUCAAGGUCUCAAUCUCUUGCCAUAAAUGGAGCUUCUGCCAACAGGAGACCGUUACUCACUCUGUGAAUUGUUGAUCUUUGCACUUUAGUAUGAUUGGAUUACCGAGUUCCUAUGGAGUUCCUAUUGACUUUAAUAUACAAAUAAAAGGCAGCUUUUGUUGAA
Molecule: messenger RNA, 1658 nt
Organism: Podarcis raffonei (Aeolian wall lizard)
Lineage: Eukaryota; Metazoa; Chordata; Lepidosauria; Squamata; Lacertidae
Gene: SLC7A6OS
Product: solute carrier family 7 member 6 opposite strand
Exons: 5
Coding region: 93-1076 (327 amino acids)
Biological process (GO): developmental process
Source: RefSeq, a predicted model, not a curated record